Molecule: messenger RNA, 2751 nt
Organism: Trichomonas vaginalis G3
Lineage: Eukaryota; Parabasalia; Trichomonadida; Trichomonadidae
Product: cilium assembly
Exons: 1
Coding region: 1-2751 (916 amino acids)
Molecular function (GO): protein binding
Source: RefSeq, a predicted model, not a curated record
AUGGAAUCCGGGUCUUUCAUCGAAAUUCCCGAUCCAAAUGCAAAUGAUUAUGAACCGACAGAUAAAGAAAUAGAGGAUUAUGCAGAAUGGCUUGGUGCAGAUCUUAAAAAUGACCGAGAUUUGUUUUGGAUUGCAAGAGAUGCACUUAAAGCAAAAAUACCUCCGGGUUGGAAAUUAUACCAACGAAAAGAUGGCUCAGGGGAUCCCUUUUAUUUCAAUAGCGAUACUGGUGAAUCACUCUGGGAUCAUCCGUUAGAUAGUCAUUUCAAAAAAUUAUUUGCCGAAGAGAAAGAAAAGAAACUUCAAGCGCAAAGAUCACAAAAUCAAUAUUCCGUCUCCUCAAAUACAAGACCUCUUGCAGCAUUAGGCAAAGGAGGAAGCUUAACUCAAAAAUCACCAACCGGAGCAUCUUCAGUUGCUCCUAAAUCGUUAUUACCGAUGAAACAAACUGUGUUGCCUAAAUCUUCAUUGCAAGGUUCUCCGAUUCAACAGAAUAAUAACAAUUAUGCUCAGUUGCAACAGCAAAAAGAUGAACUUGAAGCUCAAUUGAAAGUUGAUAUGGAAGUUUUAAGACGAAAGGCGCGUAUUGAACAGGAAACAUUACAAGCACAGAAUCAAAAAGAAAUUGAAGCAAUACAACAACAGCAUCAGCAGAGGAUAAACGAUUUAAAGCAGAGAGUUGCACAAGAAGAAUCAAAUUUUCAAGACCGUUUGCAAAGCGUCAUCGAAAAUAAAAAUAAAUUAAAUCAAGAAUACUCUGAAACAGUAAGUAAGUAUACACAGCUUAUGCAAAGCGCAGAAGAAGACUAUCGAGACCAAAAACGACGUGCAGAACGUGAAUGCAAUGAAGCAAUCGAAAGAAUGAAAGAAGAUAAUCGAAGAGAAAUCGAAAGACUUAAAGAAAUCCAUAAUAGAGAGGUUAAUUCCAUAAAAGAAUCCAAACCAUCUAAUAAUUCCGUAGAAAAAGAUUUAACAUCAGAUCAUCAAAAAGAUAUCAAUGAUUUGAAACAAAAGUUUGAGAAAGAAAUUGAAGAUCUCAAAAAGGAACAUCAAAAUGAAGUCGCCCGCCUGAAGGAACAAAAUGAAAAUGAAAUUCAAGAUAUAAGAACUUUGCAUUUGAACCAAAUUCAGGAAUUAAAUGAUAAGUAUGACCAAGAAGUUAAUGAUAUGAAGUCAAAACAUCAAAAAGAUAUGUCCAAAUUUGAAGAAACAGGAAGUAUUACGUUGGAUAUUACAGAUGAUUCACUUUUGAAGGAUCUUCAAUCUGUUAGGAGAGACGCUCCUAAUAAGGAUAAGCUAAUUAAAGAGCAAAAUGAUGAAAUCAACAAAAUUAAAAAAGAUCAUGAACAAAAUGUUAAAAACAUCAAAGAAAGCAAUGAAAAAGAGAUAAAUAAUAUUAAAUCAGAACAUAAGAAGAAAGUCGACGAACUUAAUUCUAAUAAUGAUAAAGAAUUGGAAGAAAUUAAAACUAAAUUCCAGGAAGAAGCAAAUAAGCAACAGAAUAAUAUUGAUGAACUUAAGAAGAAGAAUGAAAAUGAGCUUAAUAAGUUAAAAGAAGAACAUCAAUCGCAAUUAGAUUCAAUGGAUGAAGAAUUCGAGAAACAAAAGUCAGAUAUGAAACAGAAAUUUGAUGCUGAUCUUGAUAAGCUUAAUAAAAUGCAUCAAAGAAAGCUUUCUCGGAGAAAACAAGAAUUGGAAGAUGAAGAAGAAAGCUCAUUCGAAGAAGAAAGGACACCAAAAUCAUCUAGAAAAGAGAAUCAAUUACGCCGCGAACUUGAUUCCCUCAGAGAUCAAUAUAAUGCCGCAAUAUCUGGUCAAGAGAACCAAAAAGUUCAAAUGGAGCAAGCAGAAGCUAAUCAUAAACUCCAAUUGGAAUUGCUUCAGGCCAAAUUCGAUGUAGAAAAGCAUCAAACCGAAAUUAACCAUCAAAAAGAAUUAGAUUUGGCAAGAAAUUCCACUCCACCACCAUCUCCAUCAUUAUCUCAGAGUUGGAGAAGAUUUGCAAGCUUCCAGCAGUUCAGUAGACCGCCUUCCAGCGUUGCCCAGCUUAAAACUUCCAAAGCAUUUAGUUAUUCCAUCAGAUAUGUACCAGAACUCUCCACAGCCAACUAUAUACAAGCUUCUAUUAUGCCACAAAUGAAUCCAAAUACUCCUAGACCGAUCCAGAUGAUUGGAGAUUUCCAGUAUCAUCCACCUUUCUCCAGAAUGAGCGAACCAAUCUAUCAUCCACCAAAUACAGAUCGGCCAAUGCCUCCACCUGCUUUCGAAUACAGCGGAAACCUCAGCGAAAAGCUUCUCAAACAGAUGAAAUCGCAGCAAGGAAAACUCGAAAGAGUUCGUGAGAAAUUUGAUGCAAGUUACAGUAAUUUGAGUGUAUCAAUGAAAGAAGCAAUUGCUGAUGUUUAUUCACUUAUUAACGGGUAUAAGAAUGUUAUUUCGGAACAGAACAAAUCGUUGAGCCAAUUAAGUCUCGAUUUUCAACAGCAAACUGCAAGAAUGGCAAGAAACUUCAGAGAGUCAAUAAAUGAAGUAGAAAAUGCAUAUAAAAUUGCAGUCGCUAAUGCUAUUCAGCAGCCUCAAUAUGUUGUGUCUUCAAAUUCUCCGCGCUCUGCAAGAAGACCUCAAAAAUUACAAUUGCAGACACCUAGUGUGGACUUCGCAUCUGAAGAUUCGGGAGAAGAAGUAAUUAGGAAUUUCUUGAAUUGGAAAAAACAACAGAAAAGUGCAAAAAGACAAAAAUAUGAUAAUUGA